AUGAGUUCGCUGCCGUCACAGGGUCGACCCUUGUCAGGGUUGGCGGCCCUCAAAGCGAAGAAGCAGCCUCCGAAGAUGUUAACUAAAAUGGUCACCGUUGCUUCGACCACGAAGCCAGCGUCAAGGCUUUCUGCAUCCGCGCCAGCACCGUCUCACAACGUGCGCAGCGCCAACUCUCAUAGCAUCUCUCGAAAGACAAGCGUCCCUCGCAAGUCCCUCACCCCAGCUUCCACACAUUCCAGACAAGGCAGCCGAGAACCGAUUGAACGCAUCAAACAUGAGAAGCAUAGCCGAGUCAAGCGGGCUUCACCUGCCGUAUCGACGCCGCAGUUCACAAGUUCGGACGAGGAGAGUGAAGAGGAGGACAAGCCUAGAAAGCGAAUGCGCACGGAUGGGCAAGACGCUGUAGACGAGAAGCGCAAAGUUAGAGAUCUCCAAGCGUUCUCAGAGGAUGGAAGCAACCGACUUUCUAUGAUUCAUGCCAUCCAGGUCGCAAAUCCUCAACCUGAUCAACACGGCAAAGUCAAGUACGAAGAAUUCUUCAAGACGUUGAAAGUUGACGAGGACGAGUAUCCAGUGAUCGAGCUUCAAUAUCCGACCUCGUUACAAGGCGAAAAGUAUCAAUUACUCAGGCCGAUCGAUUCAUCUGACUUUAAGCCGUUGGACGAAAUCGAAGCCAACAUGAAAAUGGUGGCCGAAUACUACCUCGACAUCGCCUCAGCCCGCAAAGUGGACAAUGAGGAAGAAGGCUCCGGAUUUGUUCAGAUGCUGCAUCGACACGCAACCCACGGGCUAAAAGGCCGUGUUGGAGCACAGACAGAGUAUAUCAAGACAAUUGAGAAAUACAACAGCCUCAUGAAGGAGAAGCGUGAUGACGGCACGAUUGCAAAGAAGCUGGAUCAAAUGAAACAGGUUGAACUGAAGUUGGCCGAACACAUUAUUAGAGGUCAGGUUUAUGCUCGCACAGUAUCGCCCAAGGUCGAAUCAGUAAGGCAAUAUGAGGCCUUUUCCAACUCCGUCUACGGAGAGCUUCUCCCCAAGUUCUUGAGUCGGAUCUUCAGGGAGACGGGUCUGAAGUCGGAACAUGUCUUUGUCGAUCUAGGCUCCGGAGUCGGUAACUGUGUCGUCCAGGCAGCGUUGGAAACCGGCUGCGAAGCUUGGGGCUGCGAGUACAUGGACAAUCCAAACGAACUAGCCCAACUUCAGGCUACAGAAUUUCGAGCGAGGUGUCAACUCUGGGGUAUCAAGCCCGGUGACGUCCAACUGAUUCAUGGUGACUUCCUGAAAAAUGAUACCAUCCGACAAGUUCUCAAGCGGGCAGAUGUCGUCCUGGUCAACAAUCAAGCAUUCUCGGCACAAUUGAACGACAAUCUCAAAUACAUGUUCUUGGAUCUCAAGGAGGGAUGUCACAUUGUCAGUCUUAAACCAUUCCGCAGCCCGGCGCACAAGAUCAAAGAAUCGAAUCACAAUGAUCCCAUUAACGUGCUGUCAGUGGUGGAGAAGGAACGCUGGAGCGGCAUGGUCAGUUGGACGGACGAUCCUGGGAAAUGGUAUCAUCAACGGAAAGAUCGGAGAGAGUUGGACGCGUUUCUCAAGACUAUGGGCGGCAGCAAUUAG
Exophiala spinifera is the source of this 1617-nucleotide messenger RNA. RefSeq lists its product as uncharacterized. Gene Ontology annotation, biological process: regulation of transcription regulatory region DNA binding; DNA damage checkpoint signaling; DNA repair. NCBI's taxonomy places the organism in Eukaryota, Fungi, Ascomycota, Eurotiomycetes, Chaetothyriales, Herpotrichiellaceae. The record is from RefSeq and is a predicted model, not a curated record. Gene Ontology annotation, cellular component: nucleus; nucleosome. The coding region runs from base 1 to 1617 and encodes 538 amino acids. The transcript has a single exon. Gene Ontology annotation, molecular function: histone H3K79 methyltransferase activity; histone binding.